Molecule: messenger RNA, 1176 nt
Organism: Fomitiporia mediterranea MF3/22
Lineage: Eukaryota; Fungi; Basidiomycota; Agaricomycetes; Hymenochaetales; Hymenochaetaceae
Exons: 4
Coding region: 1-1176 (391 amino acids)
Source: RefSeq, a predicted model, not a curated record
AUGCUUAGUGCACGACCUCCUUCCAACCAUUACGAAAAUAAUGAAUAUGCAAGAACACAGGGCUCCAAGACACCCGGAAGAGCCCUCAAGGGCCGUGCUGGUCUUCAGGAAAAUGUGCUCCACAAUGGAUCCAUGACCGCAAAUCCAAAAGAAAAGCGAGUAACUUUACAGACCCCAUUUCGCCAAGGAAGCAACAAGUUCGUAUUGCAAGAUACACACGCGUCAUCGAAAGCAGCCACCUUCUCCACUUCGCGACCCUUAGGAGAUAAGACACCAAAACCAAACCGUCAGAGUCUGUCUCUAUUUUCUCCUGGUCCACGCACCGGAAAAACUGGGAAAUUUGAACUAUCCUCCCUUCAAGAUGAGAUUGAAACACAGUCUCCCAAUCAACCACCGAGUUCCUCCCGAAAGAAACUUCGUCAGCCCAGGGUCAGUAAAAGUUUUCAGACGCCUGUGACGAAGGGAGAUCAUUGGAAUGUGAGCGAUGUCUCUAUAGAGGCAGGGAAUUCCACCCUAGGAGAAAUUGACGAAGGAGAUGCAAAUGAACCGGACGACAGUGAACCAGAAUACAUGCCGCCUAGAGCAAAAGAGUUGCCAUACGAACCUCCGUUUGAGAUGCCAAAUUACAAAGAAGUCGGACAGAUGCUCCGGACCCUUGCAUAUUCCUAUCCCGAGGACGACACACCUUAUGUUUAUCGAUUUGACUCCGAGGAUCUUCUGAAAGGCUGUGAAUGGUCUGUAGAGCAUAUGAAACUCAGCCUUCCCGAGUCCGAUGACGACGAGAUUUUUGGUCCCCGCAAACAGCAGCCAAAGGUCAGUGAUCGUACCAAGUCCUCGUCAACAACAGGACCGAAGCGGACAGUAUCACGUCCUGACCUUUCAAAGGCUCCGCGGGUAACCCGGAGUGGUACUCCAGCUGCCCCUCCACCACGGCCAGCAACGUCGACAGCUAUUCGAGCACCCGAUAAAAAACUAGUUUCGAUGUUGCCGCGACCGGGUACAUCAGCAUCGAAUACGCGUCCCCAAAUUGCAAGGGCUGUCUCUGGUGGUUGCAUUCGGCCGACUCCGUCCAUUGCAAAUAGGGCUGUAACCAGAAAGCCAGGCAGCGACGACAUACUUGCAUCCCACUUCGUCAACGACCUCGAACCUGAAGACGACUUCCGUUUCGCAUUAUGA